UUUGCCGGUCUACACUCUUUCUCCAGCAGCUUCUACCAAAAACCUUCUCUAUCACGAGUUUGAUCGCCGUCUUAUAUUCAAGCAAAAGCAUCCAGCUCAUCUUGUAGAACACAGUCUUCGAUAAAUAGAAUGACCUACCUCCAGUCCAUCGAUGUCCGUUACGGCGAGGACCCCAGCUCAGAGCCCUCUGAUGGCAUCCACACAGUCGACGGCACCAAUGCCGACAUAAAUGCCGGGUUUGGAGGAGACUUCGUCUGGCUCGUGCCACGCUACAACUCCAAUGCCGCCAACGCGGUCUCCAACAUUCGAAUUAUCAUCCAAGGAGACCCGGACUCAGCCUACGUGGACCUAGCCAAGGGCGCGGGUGGGGACUACCGCUAUCUGCGCUUGGAGCGCGACGGCGGCAACAAAAUCACUGAGGUACGGCUGCUGCGCCGCAACGAUGAGGCGGAUUCCUCGGUGGUCAGGGCGCUGGGCUUUGACGGUGCCUCGGGCGAUAUCAACAAGGGCCGCGGCGGAGAUUAUUUGUAUGUUGUGUGGAAGUAUUAGGGCCCUUAUGCAGGUUGGGUGGGCUCCAGUUUGCCCCUCUGCCUGUCUGUCAGGGUUCUAGACCUGAUGAAUUUAUCCCGUGGAGUGUUUUGCCUGAUUAACUAGGUAUCGUAUACAGAAUGUGAGAAAUGCAUGCAUCCUAUUGGGAAAGAAGUCUGGCCUUCCAGGAAGCGUUUCUUGGAAUGGCGUCCAGCAGCGGCAUUACUUCCAGCAAUGUAUACCGCAGACGAACAUCUUCCGUUCAAACACGCUAUUACCAGUAGCUAUAUCUUAUUGCCCACCGAGAUGCUAAUAGACAUUCUUUACUCACGA
Aspergillus nidulans FGSC A4 is the source of this 861-nucleotide messenger RNA. RefSeq lists its product as uncharacterized. The transcript is spliced from 3 exons. Bases 130 to 549 code for a protein of 139 amino acids. The record is from RefSeq and is a predicted model, not a curated record. Lineage: Eukaryota; Fungi; Ascomycota; Eurotiomycetes; Eurotiales; Aspergillaceae.